Molecule: messenger RNA, 1575 nt
Organism: Candidozyma duobushaemuli
Lineage: Eukaryota; Fungi; Ascomycota; Pichiomycetes; Serinales; Metschnikowiaceae
Exons: 1
Coding region: 1-1575 (524 amino acids)
Biological process (GO): transmembrane transport
Cellular component (GO): membrane
Molecular function (GO): transmembrane transporter activity
Source: RefSeq, a predicted model, not a curated record
AUGGGUAAGGACAAUCUGGCCGUUAGCAUCGAGGAAAGACCCCUGGGGUCGAUCGACAAGCCUUCUGUGGAGUGGGUUGAAGUCAAGGACGAAGAGGCUGGCGUUGAUGAAGCCGCUGUGGAUAUCGAGAAGUUUUCAGACAUUGACGAGAAGAAAUUGCUCUGGAAGAUCGAUCUUCACUUGAUUCCGCUUUUUACUGUUUUGUACUUGCUUAGCUUUUUGGAUAGAGGCAACAUUGGAAAUGCCAAAAUAGAGGGUCUUUCCGAGGACUUGAACUUGGUUGGCAACCAGUACAACUUGUGUUUGACGAUUUUCUUCAUUUUUUACGCUUCCAUGGAGAUCCCUUCAAAUGUCAUUUUGCACCACGUCAAGCCUAGAUUGUACAUCCCCACCACGAUGGUGUUGUGGUCGGUUGUCAUGACAUUGAUGGGAACAGUGCAGAACUAUCACCAGCUCAUGGCCACCAGAGCGCUUUUGGGUUUGUUUGAAGCUUCGCUUUUCCCGGGCAUUUCGUACAUUUUGUCGAUGUACUAUAAGAAAUCGGAGAUUCUCGUCAGAGAGGCUAUUUUCUUCAGUGCCGCCUCCAUAGCCGGUGCUUUUUCGGGGCUUUUGGCUGCUGCAAUUUCUCAAAUGGACGGAAUUGGUGGAUAUGAGGGCUGGAGAUGGAUUUUCAUUUUGGAGGGUUUGCUUACCUUUGUCGCUGCCGCCUUGUCGUACUUUUGUUUCCCAUUGUACCCCAAGGAAAGUACUUUCCUUACGCCUAAAGAGCGUGAGUUUGUGGUUCACAGGGUGAAGUACUCCUCCAAUGCUGAAAAUCAGAAAAUGACCGGAGCUGGUGCUCCUCCUUCCAUGAACUUGGGUGAGGAUAAUUCUGGUAAUGCCUCCAACGUCUGGGCUGUUUUCAAGGACUGGCAGUCGUGGUGCCAGCUUAUGACCUACUACGGAGUCUGUGUGCCUCUCUACGGUGUGUCCUUGUUUACACCCACAAUUGUCAAAAACUUGGGCUACACAUCUACACGUGCACAGCUUAUGUCGGCACCUGUUUACAUUGUGGCUGCUGUGUUCUGUAUUUUCCAGGCCUGGGUCUCCGAUAGAGUGGGCCUCAGAACACCGUUUUUGACAUUUGACUUGGUAUGUAUCGCAGUCGGCUACAGCAUUUGUUUGGCUCUCUCACCGGAGGAUCUGCCUCGGGCCGUCUAUGCUGGAGUUUACAUUAUGGCGUUGGGUAUCUAUUCUGCUUUCCCGCUUGUGGUGAUUUGGUUCUCCAACAACUUAGCUGGAUCGUACAAGAGAGCCGUGGGCAUGGCCUUCCAAAUUGGUAUUGGCAAUUUUGCCGGUGCAUUUUCGUCAAACUUCUACAGAGAACAGGAUGCUCCCGAGUACAAGUUGGGCCAUGGCCUUGAGCUUGGAUUCUCCGUCAUGGGUCUUCUUUUUAUGUUUAUCACUAUAAUCGGCUACGUUGCAAGUAACCGAAAGAAGAAGAGAGAUCUUGCAUUGGGCAAGUACGAUGGAGUUCCUCCCGAGGAGCUUGUCAAGAUGGGCGACAAGAGUCCCCACUUUGUGUACCGUUUGUAG